UGCUCAGCUGCUGCAUGUGCAGUGGGGUUCGCUGUGGUGGGUCGCCUCAAAUCCCAGCUCACACUUCGCAAACUAGUUUCUGCCCCUAGGGGCUGCGGAGGCGGGGAGAGGGACAGGGAGCAGGGAGUGAGAGCAAAGUCCUGGCCUUGGAGUGGAGUGGCGUUGGGGGACCUUCCCUCUCCAACCCAGACUAGAUCUGAGCAUCAUCCCCGCGCACUUCUAGAAUCCAAAUUUGAGGAGAGAAAGACAAUGGUGGGAUUGCUAGACCAGGAAAGGAAAAAAUGAACCACAAAGGGCAAUAGGAGGGUGAGGAGGAGUCGGCACAAGCCCCUCUGACAGCUUCAGUUCCCUCACAAACUCAGAGUCAACUCCUAAUUCCAAUACAGCUGACCAGACAGCCCCAGCUUCCUACCUGGGUGUCAGCAGGCUAAAGACUCCUUCCCUGCAAGGGGCAGAAGCCCAGGCCUGAAGAGAAAACUGCAGCCCUUUAGCAAAGCAAACUCUGUGGUUUUGUCUCCCUUUUGGCUCUCUCAGCCCCACCAAUCCCAACAGCACCCUGGUGGCUGAGAGGAAGAAGGAAGGAAUGCAGACUCUGGGGUCAACAUGGGGCCUAUAUGGCCCUCCGAGUCUGGUGGGGAAGGAUGUCUCAGGCCCACCCAACUGUCGCUUUUGUUUUAUCUGCAGUUGGGGAAGGGCCUUAAUUCCUUUGGACCCAUACAGUGAUCACCCACCCUGACCCCAACUCUUUAACCAGAGCCUAAUUAAGCUAAAGGGAACAGAGAAGAGAGAACUUUCCCUGUCUGUGUAAGUCAGCAGAGCAAGCCAUCUAGGGACUGAGUUUUCAUGGGAUAGGUGCAAAGCGAUGUGUUUAGCAAUGAGUAGCCUAAACAAGUGGGCCUCAACCUCUCUCACCCACCACCCAUGAAUGACAUAUAAUAUAUACGCCCCACACUAUCACCUUCAUUCCUCAAUUUUAAAGUUUGCUUAUCACUGGCUAGACCAUUGUUUCUCAACCUUUUUUUUUAUCCCUUGCCCGCUUUUGAUAAAUAUAAAGAAACACCCCAAUUACUCCCACCAUAUUCUGAUACCUUUUUCAGGGGCUUGUGCUCCCAUCACCUGUGAAAAAUCACUGAAAAUAUGGGUGAAAUGAAAGGCAUUUCAUUUUCAAAGUCAGGAAAGGAAUAGGGAAGGCAUUAGAGAUGGUUCCCUGAAGACCUUAGCCUAAAGUUCUGCAUUUGCCAAAAAGGCCAAAAAGCAAUACCAUUAUAAUGAAGACGAGUGGAAACAAAAAAAUAGAACUUUCUCCCAUCCUUUCAUAAAACCAUGUAGUUGAGUGCAUGCCUGGUCACUGGCUCUUAUGGAGAAUGUCAUGGACCUAGAGAAGGAUCAGAGAAUGAUUCACAGAAUGGGGAGCAAGGGGCUGCUAGAGAGAGCAAACUUCAAAGUUUAGGCCUCUGGAAGGUGAAAUAGGAUGGAAAUCCACAAAUAAUGAAAGGCCUAGAUAAGCAGAAGAUUUGUUUGCUCCCCAAAUCCUGAAAUGGGAGAUGAGGGGGCCUCAUAGAACCGGAGUGAUGCAAGCUCAGGAUGAAUAGGAAAAUGUUCCUUGGCACACAGUGGGCAGCAAACUUCCAAAGCUCAUUUCCAGAAAGGAGGUAGAGGCAGGAAGUAGAAACGGAAUCCUUCAGGGCUUGGGAGGAUCAGUGCAUGUCAGAGCCACAAAUGGUUGCUGGAGCGGAGGGGGCAAGGCGUGGAAAGAACUCAGACUCUGGUUUUAGGAGAACUGGAUUCAAAUCUCUUCAAUCUGUGUAACCUCGUACAAAUUCAUCUUAGAGGUGAAAUGAGAAUGCACAUUCCUGACACUCAAGGUGGUUUCAAGAGUUCUAUGAAAUCAUGUAUUUGAAAGCCCUUUGCAAAUGGAGAAGCACCACAGAAAUAAGAAGCAUUAUUGCUAUUAUUAUGCCCAAACUGUAGGUCCCCUGUAACCACAGAAUCUUUGUUUGGAAGGAUGGGGUCUCAAGUCCUAGAGCAGCCUGGUAGCAUCUGAUCCAGUCACAGGAAGAUUCUCAAUGACAGAUGGAACACCCUAUCCCAAGCUUCUGAUGCCUGCCAUUUACCCCUGCUCCUCUCCAAGAAGAGUCCUAGGGAGCUCCACAAAUGCUUAACUCUUCCACUAAUCUGAUCCGAUCCCUGCCUGCCUCCUCUUCAAGGCUGUGAAUAUGAGCCCAGGAUCCAGAUCCAGGAGGGCAGAGGGGAACAGGCUGGAACUGAGCUGGGGAUAGGCAUGAGAAAGGGACAGAGCCACCCAAAUCUUUUUUUCUCCAUUCAUUCUAAAUGAUGAGUCCUAGAGGGUGGGGAGGAAGAAGGAAGCUAACCUGAAAGAUCCAUUAGGUCCUGAGCUUUGGGAUCAUCUGGAGUGUCUAGUCCAUGGUCAUGGACCAGGGACCCAUGAGGAGAGUGAUAGGGACAGAAAGGCAGUGGGGUAAGUGAGAGCUGCUUUCAAAACUCUCUCCACUCCUUUUCCAUUGUCCUCCCUGGGGCCUUCUUUACACUUUAGUUAAGUGCCCCCCUUUCCCACCUUUCCCCUGCUCAAUCCAUUCUGUUCACCACAGCCAAAUAAAGGUCUCAGAGAUACUGCUCUUAUGUCUCUCCCCUGCCUGCAAGCUUCCAGUGACUCCCAUUGCUUGGAGCACUGCUUCUCAAAAGGGGGAUGGGGGGAGAGGGCAGGACAGGAGUGGAAGGGGCAUGACGCUGCAAGAUAAACAUGGCCCAUCUUCCUGGUGUGUGAUGUCACUUGAAGAUGUCACGUGGAGAUUUGGAGAGAAAACAUUAUUUUAUAUUAAGACAAAUAUAAUUUAAGUAUGGAACAGAAUGCAAAAUUUGCUUCAAUUUUUACCAUAAGGUUGGAGAUCUCAAAGAAGUUCCAUAUUGGUGGCAGAUGUUUGAGGUUGUGCUCCCAGUUUCCCAGAGUCAUGUUCUCUGUUACUGGUCUUAGGGGUUUUUGAUGGAAAAGCUGGAGAUGCUCUAGCCUAGACUCUAUCAAACCUGAAGCACCAUCCCUUGUCCUUCAUUGGAGUCCCCCCGACCUGUUUUUCUCUGAUGAUCUCCCGUGGCCCACACUGAGACCCUGGCCACAUUAGGCUGCCUGUUGCCCUAUGAACCUGCCAGCUCAUUCCCAAUCCUGCUGUGUUAUUUAGAAGCCUCUGCUCCUUUACCUCCCCAGUUCCCAGCUCUGCCAUGUGCUACCUUCUCUGAGCCCCAAAACCUGAUACCUUACAUGGGAUUCCAUCUCUUUGAUCCCCCACAAUGUGAAUAUUAGUCCCAUUCAGCCUAUCGUCGUCCAUCCUGUUUGCUUCCCCAGACUGUACAGGCUCCUAGAAGUUAGGCUCUGUGCCUUACCAUUCUUAGGGAUUUGUCUUAGCACCUAACAUUUGCUGAAGGAAAGAAGAAAGGGGAAGAGUGGGUGUGGGGGCCCAUUUCUCUGAUCCUUAACUUACCCCUUGAUAAAUUAACCACAUCAAAUCAUUGCUGCCUCCACUUGAGUCUUAGGGUUUCUUCGUGGGGCUGUGAGACUCGUCUACAGCUGUCUUCGUUUGCUCCCAUUUGCUCACCGCAGUUCGGCAAACCAGACGGUUUGGGCGUUCAGCAUCCCUGAUGAAGUUAAGGGCCUCACUUCAGAUCCAGGUUUCUAGGUGGGCUCCAUGCUAGUUAAGGGCCCUGGUUUAUACUCUAUUGCCAACCUGCUAUUUGCUGAGCAGAGCCACAGCACCCCAACUCUAUCCCCUCCAUCUUCCUCUUCAUUCAGUGGUUUUCUCCCAUCUCAGUUCUAGGGUAUACCUUCUGCUUAGGCAUUAUUAUUUCAACUACUUGGGAGCUCUCUGGCUGUAGUCCUAGUUUCUCCCGUUGGCGUCAGGACAAAAGUGGGCACACAUGGCAUUUGCCUUCUUGCCAUGAGCUUGGGUCUCUUGGAAGCCAUGGCCUCCCUACUGUGAACUCUCUGGCCUGUGAUGACCUCUGCUCUCCACCUUAAUAUACCUUGAAUAUUUUGGUCUUGCUGCAGUCCAUGAUAGGCUUCCUGUAAUCCCAUGUAGGCAGCCUGUACCUCAGAAUCAGAGUGCGCCUGCAGGCCCUUUCUUCUUCCCUGGGCUAGGAUUGUCACCCUGACCCCAUGGAGCCUUGCCCGUGCAUCCCCAGCAGGGUGUGUCAGGAAGGCUGGAUGGGGGACAGGCAGCCCCUCCCAGAACUGGACUCAGCACCACCGUUAAAUCCUGACUCUCUUUGGCCCUGCCUGGUAUUUCCUACCAGCGUCAACCAAUCCUGCAGCUUCCAGACUUACUGCUUGUCCCUGUCCACUGAGUGAGGCGAAGCCCCUGGCCUCAGUCCCAACUCCCCAGCUUCCUGACCUCCAACAGUUUGGGGGAGCUUAAUCCUCAGCCAGCCUGUCUCCAGCUCAGACAACAGCUUGGCGCCCCCCGCCUCUGCCUGGCUAGCCCACCCAGCCACGAGUCAGCUACAGGCCUGUGCCCCCACCCUUUAUCUCUCUGUUGCCUGCUUGACUGUGGUGUUCUUGCCUUUUCAGUUUCACAGGCAAGGCCCUUCUCAGCCUCAUCACGCCCUUCCCACUGUUACUACCCCAGUCAAGAGCCUGAAAGCUUCCUUCUUUCUUUUACCAGUCCCUGAUCCCCAAAGUACCUCUUAGCUUGGGUUAGUCUGUCCAUUUUGUUGUUACCUUAUUGACUGGGCCCUCCCUUAUGUGUAGGGUAGGGUAUUCACAAUACACCUUUGCAUUCCACUCUCAAAUGCUGCAUACUUACCUUUAUUCAAUAGAGAAAUUCUUCACUGGGAGAUUCAGGGUCUAGGAAGGUGAACUCAAGCAAGGGCAGAUGUGAGGAUGAGAUCUUACCACUCUAGCCUCAGUGCCUUACUCAGUGCCCAGCUCAUAGAGGUGCCAAAUAAACAUCUGUUCAAUGAGUAAGGAGGGAGGGGAAAGCAACUGGGAUAGAGUUUUACCCCCACUUAUUUUUACAUCAAGUUUUAUUUUAACCCUAUAACAAUACUAGAGGUAGGUAGGGAAGGAAUUAUGUUUUCCCUUUUAGAGAUGGAAAAAAUAUGUCCAGAGAGGUAAAGAACACAUAGCUAGGAAGUUGGGGAGCCAGGACAUGAACCCAGAUCUUUGUCUCCAAACCUAAUUUCUUCCGGCUAUAUCAAAUCACUUUCCUAGGUGGGAGCUGGACAAUUUCUGCCCCCUUCCCCCAAGCCAUCCUCUUAUUCAGACUUCUCCCCACCCAGCCAAACAGGCUCUCCCCCAGCAACCACUGAGUAUAGAGCACUCCCCUGGCCCCUUUGGCCUCCUCCUCCCCCAUAGAAUCCUUAGUUCCUGGGACUGAGAGCUGAGGUUCAGAGGGGCCAGGAAGGGGGGAGGGUAACGGCUAGCUCCAAAACAGCCAAGGCAGCUGUCCCUGUCACAGAGAGAGGAGACUGUGUGACGGUGUGGGUCUGUCUGCCUGAAUGUGGGAGCACAUGUGUGGGAGAGUAUGUGUUUGUAUGCCUCUAGCUCCAAGUCCAAGUGCUUAUUUUGUCUGAGUGGAGGCCCAUGUGUGUCUGCAUGUGUGUCUGUCUGUCUCUGGGAACACACAGCCUGAAGUCCACUUUCUCGGCCUCGUCUUUUACUUUGGCCCUUGUCUCUCCUCACCGUGCCUCCCUCUGCUGCAAUAGAGGGUGAAACCAAGACACAGGUAUGGAAUGCUGGGGGAAGGGGAGUUUGGAAUAGUGGAAGUCUGGAGCCAAAGCAGACUGGAAGGACAAAUGGCACCGUGGGAUUUAGCUUUCCCUUCAGGCGAACCCAGUUAUCCCUCUUUUCCCAGUGGUGUUGCUCCCAUGGCCUCCGGAGAAGUCAGGGGCAUGGUUUGCAUUUCGAGAGCAUCUUGGAUAUGAAGUAAAAGGAGACUUCAGAACACCCCCUUUUCCAGCUCCCAGUUCUAAGCCUUUUGAGCUAUUUGGGAAGAACUACCAGUCAAGGCUGCCAGAGGCCCCACCCAAGGGCAUUUCCCUUCUAUCAGACCAUCACUGGGGCAGCCCCAAGCCUGAUUCCUGACUGCAGAUCUGGAAGGGGAGAGUCCUCCCUCCAUGGAGUUCGGCCUGCUCAGCGAGGCGGAGGCCCGGAGCCCGGCCCUCUCGCUGUCAGAUGCGGGCACUCCCCACCCGCCACUCCCAGAACACGGCUGCAAGGGCCAAGAGCACAGCGACUCGGAGAAGGCCUCGGCUUCGCUGCCCGGAGGCUCCCCGGAAGACGGCUCCCUGAAGAAGAAGCAGCGGCGGCAGCGCACCCACUUCACCAGCCAGCAGCUACAGGAACUGGAGGCGACCUUCCAGAGGAACCGCUACCCCGACAUGAGUACGCGCGAAGAGAUCGCCGUGUGGACCAACCUCACUGAGGCCCGCGUGCGGGUGUGGUUCAAGAACCGGCGCGCCAAGUGGCGGAAGCGCGAGCGCAGCCAGCAGGCGGAGCUAUGCAAGGGCGGCUUCGCCGCGCCGCUCGGGGGGCUGGUGCCGCCCUACGAGGAGGUGUACCCCGGCUACUCGUACGGCAAUUGGCCACCAAAGGCUCUCGGCCCGCCGCUCGCUGCCAAGACCUUCCCGUUCGCCUUCAACUCGGUCAAUGUGGGGCCUCUGGCAUCGCAGCCCGUCUUCUCGCCACCCAGCUCCAUCGCCGCCUCCAUGGUGCCCUCGGCCGCGGCCGCCCCGGGCACCGUGCCAGGGCCCGGGGCCCUGCAGGGCCUGGGCGGGGGGCCCCCCGGGCUGGCUCCGGCCGCAGUGUCCUCCGGGGCAGUAUCCUGCCCUUACGCCUCGGCCGCCGCAGCCGCUGCUGCAGCCGCCUCCUCCCCCUACGUAUAUCGGGACCCGUGUAACUCGAGUCUGGCCAGCCUGAGGCUCAAGGCCAAACAACACGCCUCUUUCAGCUACCCCGCCGUGCCCGGGCCGCCCCCGGCCGCCAACCUCAGUCCGUGCCAGUACGCCGUGGAACGGCCCGUAUGAAUGGCCCGGUCCGUCGACCAUCCCCGAAGGCGGGGUCGAUAAUUCACAGCCUCCCCGGACUGGGGUCGUCUAGACUGGCUUGCCCCUGCCCCGGGGUCUGAGAGGGGUGCUGGGGCAGCUGAGGGGUGGGGGGGAGGCGGCCGGCUCAGGAGACAGACUUCCCCCACCGCCGACCCUGAGGGGUGGACUGGACCCUACACACAGUCCGCGCCCCUGGGACUAAGGCCAGGAAAAGGGACCAGUUCCCCAGGGGCCAACUGACCCUUGGCCCACCCCGCCUUCUUCAGACUCCUCUCCUCAUUUUCAAAGAUUAAUGAAAUAAACGUGCGCGGACUGCCAAAGGC
This is a messenger RNA of Felis catus (domestic cat), 7376 nucleotides long. RefSeq names its product paired like homeodomain 3 (gene PITX3). NCBI's taxonomy places the organism in Eukaryota, Metazoa, Chordata, Mammalia, Carnivora, Felidae. The transcript is spliced from 4 exons. Gene Ontology annotation, biological process: regulation of transcription by RNA polymerase II; anatomical structure morphogenesis. The record is from RefSeq and is a predicted model, not a curated record. Gene Ontology annotation, cellular component: nucleus. The coding region runs from base 6124 to 7032 and encodes 302 amino acids. Gene Ontology annotation, molecular function: DNA-binding transcription factor activity, RNA polymerase II-specific; RNA polymerase II cis-regulatory region sequence-specific DNA binding.